Molecule: messenger RNA, 2997 nt
Organism: Chrysemys picta bellii (western painted turtle)
Lineage: Eukaryota; Metazoa; Chordata; Testudines; Emydidae
Gene: ALG11
Product: ALG11 alpha-1,2-mannosyltransferase
Biological process (GO): protein N-linked glycosylation
Cellular component (GO): endoplasmic reticulum membrane
Molecular function (GO): GDP-Man:Man(3)GlcNAc(2)-PP-Dol alpha-1,2-mannosyltransferase activity
Source: RefSeq, a predicted model, not a curated record
CUCCCCGGCUCGCUGGCUGGGGCGCCAUUACCCGCCCGCAGGGGAAGCGGCUCGCUUCCUCCCGUGUCUACCCCGCAGCCGCAGGGCAGGGGCUUCCUCCCCGCUCUCGGAGUCUGCCGGCACCCGCCACCCGAGCGCUCGUCCCGCGCCGGGCUGGCGUCGCGCGGCUGCGUUCUGUGCGGGCUGGGCCGGAGCGCGGCACGGAGGUGGCCUUGGGCCCCUGUUGCUCCCUCCCCCGGGAGCGGGCUCUUGGCUCACCCCGGCUGCUCCUGCCUUAGGAGCUGUCACGCCACGGGCCGCCCUGGGAAAGGCUCCUGAGUCACGAGUCCCGGUGACUGUCAGUGAGACGCAGGCUACGGCUGCACUGGAAGCACUGCAGCAGCCCAGCUUUGUGCAGCGAGGGUUGCCCCCUUUCUGAUUACUGGUAACGGGAUUCCCGAGACCCUGCCCUGCCUCUAUACUUUGCUCCCUCCCCUCCCAGCUGGGUUUCCUCUGCUUCCGGGCGGGGAUGGGAGCUGCUGUAGCCUGCCGGUAGGGGGAAUCCUUGACUGAGGAGGGGCUGGCGUGGAUUAAUUAUCUGGAUCCUACCCCGGCCCUCCAGUAGCUGGACUUUUGGUGUCCAGUCAGUACAUCUGACCGGACACUGCAAGGUCCCCUUUUCCACAGGGCUUUCCAGUUAAAAACCAGGCACUUAGCAACCCUAAAUUGCACUUGGACACAGAAGCCAAAACCUGGACAGGUGGCAACCCUAAGUGCAGACACUACAGCAAGAGGAGGGGUUCUUCCAUAGCCGCAGGAAAUCCUCUCCGAGAGCCAGCAGCUAGGUCAGUGGAAGAAUUCUUCCAGUGCCCCAGCUGUGUCUAACUACAUCACACAGGGCAUGACAUUGUUCACAGCUCUGAGUGGUGUAGUUAUGCUGACUUGACAUUGUACUGCAGACCAGGCCUAGUGCUCCUCAGUGCCCAAGUCACCUCUCAAAAUGGAACUUAGGUUCCCAAGUCACUUAGCCAUUUUUGAAAAUUUUACCCCAGGUCUCUUAUAUGCUGUACUCUAGGUGUGGCAUCUUGGUGACUCUGUGCCUCCCACUUGCUCAGAAGGACCAUACAGAGGUGGCUAAAGCAAAAAAUAGGGAGUAUGGACUCCUGGUUUUUGUCCUUAGCUUUGCCACCCAUUUGUGAGUCUUUAAAAGAAGUCUCUUAGUACUUCUGUACCUUAGUCUUCCCAUCUGCAAAAUGGGAUUACACUGAUUUACCAUGUGGGUGCUGGGAUGCUUAAUUUACUGUUAAUAAAACAGAAAAGGACUUGCUGUGUUGCUGUAAUAUAUAGGAUCGUCAAUCAAAGAUCAAGGCACUGUAUAUUCCCCCUCCCUUUCCCCACCUCCCAAAAAUAGUCCCUUCCCCAAAGAGUUUACAGUGGUUAUGAGAAGCUGGAAUAGAUGGAUGAGACAGUCAGGUUGCUGUGCUCAUUGUUCAUCCCUGGAUUGUUCCUAAGUGGAGCUUUAUGUCUCUGUUUGGUUGUACUACUGUGGGGAAUACGGCUGUGGCUACAACAAAGGAAAAAUCAGUUGGCCUCAACAGGAAAAGAUGGGAAACAUCAAUUGGUUGUUGCAUUUUUCCAUCCAUAUUGCAAUGCAGGUGGUGGAGGGGAGAGAGUCUUGUGGUGUGCCAUAAGAGCACUGCAGAAAAAGUACAAAGAUGCAAUAUAUGUUGUCUAUACUGGCGAUAAAGAUGUCACUGGAGAACAGAUUGUAGAAAGUGCUUUCAGAAGAUUCAACAUCAAAUUAACUCAUCCUGUGAAGUUUGUGUUUCUAGAAAAACGUUACCUUGUAGAGGCCUCUCUUUACCCCCACUUCACUUUGCUGGGUCAAAGCUUAGGAUCUGUGUUUCUUGGUUGGGAAGCUCUUAUGAAGUGUGUUCCUGAUGUUUACAUUGACUCAAUGGGUUAUGCCUUCACAUUGCCUCUGUUUAAGUACUUAGGAGGUUGCCGUGUUGGGUGUUAUGUUCAUUAUCCAACUAUCAGCACUGACAUGCUUUCUAUGGUUAGGAGUCAGAAUGCCAGAUUUAACAAUGCAGCCUUCAUUACAAGGAAUCCCCUUCUCAGCAAACUCAAACUUGUCUAUUACUACUUGUUUGCUUUUGUAUAUGGAUUGGUUGGUUCUCGCAGUGAUGUCAUUAUGGUUAAUUCUUCAUGGACCCUAAAUCACAUCCUUUCCCUCUGGAGAGCUGGCGCUUGCACAAGUGUUGUGUAUCCACCUUGUGAUGUUCAGACAUUCCUGGAUAUUCCAUUACAUGAGGAAAAGAGCACCACAGAAUAUUCCAUUGUCUCUCUAGGACAGUUUAGGCCCGAGAAGGACCAUCCUUUGCAAAUCAGAGCCUUUGCUAAAUUCUUGGAAAAGACAGCUCUGGGGCAGCAGUCCUUGCCAAAGCUCAUCCUGAUUGGAGGCUGUCGUAACCAACAAGAUGAGCAGCGUGUAAACAGACUUAAAAAGCUUUGUGAAGAGCUAGGCGUUGACAAAAAGGUGGAGUUCAAAGUAAACAUUCCAUUUGAGGAGCUAAAGCAGUACCUGGCAGAUGCAAUUAUCGGGCUGCACACCAUGUGGAAUGAGCACUUUGGAAUUGGAAUAGUUGAAUGUAUGGCAGCUGGCACAAUUAUUCUGGCUCACAAUUCUGGUGGCCCCAAACUAGAUAUUGUGGUACCCUAUGAAGGACAUAUUACAGGAUUUCUAGCCGAAAAUGAGGACGAUUAUUCUGAGACCAUGGCUCAGAUCCUUUCUUUGUCUCCUGAAAAGAGGCUGAAAAUCAGACAAAAUGCUCGCCAGUCUGUGAACAGAUUUGCUGACCAAGAGUUUGAAGGGGCGUUCCUAUCGUCUGUGGAGCAGUUAUUUAAAUAAAUGUCAUGUUUGUGUACAUGGAUAAAAAUAAUUUUAUACAUAUGUCACUUGUAAAUAUUUUUUCUAAUUUAUGCAAUAAAGAGUCCUAUACAUCUAUUAGGACAUCA